Messenger RNA from Saccostrea echinata, 2136 nucleotides. RefSeq lists its product as uncharacterized. The coding region runs from base 28 to 870 and encodes 280 amino acids. Lineage: Eukaryota; Metazoa; Mollusca; Bivalvia; Ostreida; Ostreidae. The transcript has 3 exons. The record is from RefSeq and is a predicted model, not a curated record.
UAGUAAACACAAAAUAUAACGAAUUAUAUGGGAUUACUUGAUCAGUACAUUAAUAGUAGCUAUACAAUGGCAGUACUUGUGGUCGUUCUGAAUAUAUUUAUCCAGUCGUGCACCGCUGCUGUGAUACUAAACCAAUCUCUGACCACUGAUAAUGUACACCUUCCACCGAGAAAUUCCGACAUUUUACGACAAUUACUAAAUCAAGCGACGUUAAUACGGAUGUCAAUGAUGAAAGAUCUACAGACUCUCCAGAAGGAUCAUAGAAAACUCGAAAAAGAGAACCAGGCAAGGGAGAGAGAAUUCAAAGAUCUGACGUUCGAAAUUGAAGAAUUAAGGAACGAAACAAUUUCCCUGAAAAACUUGAAUGUAAACUUGACCAAUGAAGUCACUGAUUUGUUGAAUGAAAAAGACAAAACUGAGAAAAUUGUAAUUGCAAGAGAUAGAAGUAUAGAUGAUAUGGAGAAAAAAAUUGAGGAAUUAUCCAAAAUAAGUUCUUUAUCAACCCAAGAUGUUAUCAACAAUAUAACAGAUAUCAGAUACCAGUUAUCUGGUUAUCCUGACCUUCUUGUACAAGCAGCAUGCGCAGGACAUAGCAAGACCCCAGGGCACGUAGCAGCUGUGAGGAGAACGUGUUCGAAUGAGGCUCCUUCCUGCGAUACAGUUUGUAAAUCAGCCACGCCCCAGAUGAAAGCUAGAGUGAAUGAGGGUUCGAAAGAGGCAACAUGUUUUAUGUCUUUCCACUUUUAUGAUGGUGAUAAGAAGAUUAAACCAGGUGUUGCGGGAAAAUUUAAUAGGCUCACGUACCGCUACACUCCCGGUGCUUGCUCGGGACAGUAUUGCGGUCCGAAUUUUUGCUGCUGUAGAUAUUAAUUAACUUUAUAUCAGAAGAAAAACUGAUUGAAAUUCUUCGGGACUCCGCCUACGAGACCUGUGUUACAUUUUUUAUUGGGUUUCGCUGUUGGAUUUAAUUAGACAUGUACAUGAUAAAAAAAAAGUUGCCGGGUAUUCUUUUUAAAAGAAGAAAGGCUUCUCUUAUUUGUCAAGUAUGCAAUAUUGUUAUAUUAAACAUUAUAGACUGUCAAAGAAAAGUUUGAAUUAAGUAAAUUUCUAUUUAUUUUAAUCAUCUUUGAAUAUCUCUAAAAGUCAGAUACAUUUAUAAAUUUCUAAACAUUGCUGUUUUUGCCUCAUAUUUAUCAGAUAUGUAAAUCAGCAAAUAAAGGUUUGUGUUUUUAAUACGAGGGAUGAUCCAAAAGUAACUUCACAACUCCUUUAAUUAAAAAUCGAAAGUUGUCAAUAAAAUUCAUAUAUAUAUAUAUAUAUAUCCCCUUUGCCUUAAAAUUUCAUUCAUUAAAGCAAUAUUUUUUUUUAAAAUACUAAGAUAAACACAGCGUUAGGUCUCGUCUAUCGCCGCAGUGCAGUACUUUUGGACAACCCACAUAUGUUGUUUGUAAAUGCCAUUUUUUCUUUGUACUACAUUUUCACUCUUAUCAAAGAUCGGGACAGUUCAGAAGGACGUUUUUCGCGGGUAAGACAAGAGUUAUAUGUAACUCACUGUGAAGAACGUAAUAGAUUGUUUUCCAGGGAGCCCAAGAUAUAUUUUUUUUCAAGUUUGCAUGUUUAGUACUUUGAAAAAAUACCGGUGAUCCAAAUGAUUUAAAACAAAAUUUGGAAAACUACAAAAUGUAUCCAAUUCCAGAUGAAGGAGAAAUCAUUGCACCAGUCCUUGCAAAGGCUUACCAUAAAUGUAUAAUCAAAUACGAACAUUCCUUAAGGAAAACAGGUAUCAUAAGGAGUUUUAGGAUUGCCGCUCUCGUUAACAUAUCUCUCUCUCUGUUUUUGUUUGAUCAAAGAUGAACAAAACAAUUUCAAAGGUUAUCAUGGGUAUGUGUCUUAUAAUACUGUAAUAAAAUGAUCCAACGUAUCAACAGAACAUCGAAAUUUAGAUUGUGUCAUGAUGUGGUACUUUUUUUGAUGUUAUCAAUACUUUUUAAAUCAGAGUGAAACCUUUGGCAGAAUUCGAACGUACUAUAACUUUUAGGGGCGGUGCUUAGCCUUACAAUAGCUUAGCCUUACAAUAUUCCUUGCAAUGUUCUGUACAAUAACUUACAAACUAUGAAAUUAAACAAAAAAAAAAUA